This is a messenger RNA of Cuculus canorus (common cuckoo), 1605 nucleotides long. RefSeq names its product pineapple eye protein-like. The transcript is spliced from 10 exons. The record is from RefSeq and is a predicted model, not a curated record. Bases 55 to 1605 code for a protein of 516 amino acids. Lineage: Eukaryota; Metazoa; Chordata; Aves; Cuculiformes; Cuculidae. Gene Ontology annotation, cellular component: nucleus.
GGUGUCGUAUCCAGGAAUGCAGGUAUCUUUAUUUGACAGAGUCUUUAGAGCUGAAUGCCAAACCUCCUGAAAGCCAAAGCAGAUUUUUCAGUGGACCCUGAGAUGAAGCAUUUUGCCAAUGACCUCUUUAUCCCUGAGACCAACCAAAGUGCAUUACUGGCGGGAUAUCUCCCUCAGGAUAUUCUACGUACAGUCGAGCGGGCAGCAGGGCAGAGAUGCUUUGUCUGCAGCGAGAGCGGGGCCGCCGUCACCUGCCAAGAGCCAGGCUGUGACCGCAGCUUCCACCUCCCCUGUGCCAUGGAGGGUGGAUGCAUCAACCAGUACCUUCCCGAGUACAGGUCCUUCUGCUGGGAGCAUCGCCCAGAACAGUUAGCGAGGGUGGCUCCGGAGAAGAACACCACCUGCGUCAUCUGCCUGGACCCUGUGGAGGACACAAUGUCCUACAUGACCAUGGUGUGCCCAGCGUGCAAACACGCCUGGUUCCACCGGGGCUGCAUCCAGGGACAGGCUGUGUGGGAUGACAUUUACUCCUUCCGCUGCCCCCUGUGUAGAGACGAGGAGUCAUUUCUCGCGGAAAUGCUCGUCAUGGGGAUCCGAGUCCACUUGAGGCGUCCAUCAGCAGAGAGCAGCGAAGACAUGGAGGCUCUAAUCGCGAGGCACAGCCGCUGCGAUGCCAGUGAGUGCCUUUGUCCAGGAGGCAGGGAGCAGGUGGCGGAACACGGGCGCUGGGAGCUGCUCCUGUGCAGCUCCUGUGCUGCUGAGGGCACCCACCGACGCUGCUCCUUCUUGAGGAACACCACGACCCACUGGGAGUGCGACGGCUGUGCAGGCCUGGGCACUGCCUCAAGCGCCAGCUCGGAGAUCACCGGAGCCAGGACUGACAGCCAGGCGGGAUUGGGGCCUUCCCAUGGCUCUCCGGCACCCGAGACUGGCACUGAAAGCCAGGAGGCAUCGAGACCAUCCCAGGGCUCCCAGGCACCACAGACCGACAGCCCCGGCACUGAGGGUACCGGGCUGUCCCGUGGCUCCCCGGCGGUUGAGGGCAGCAGCCGCUCCAGCCCCCCUGGGCCCGACCGCCUGCGAGAGCGCACCCGGAGGCGUCGUCAGGCCCAGACUCCGUACACUCGGCGAAGGAGGGGCCGGGAGAGCAGCCGGGUGCCAGCACCGAGCGCCGAGAGCAGCACCUCCAGCCAGGCAGCGCUGGGGCCGCCCAACAGCUCCACAGUACCAGAGACCACCAGCCCCAGGACGGAAAGCCAGGAAGUAUCGGGACAGUCUCUGACAUCACCACUUGAGACCAGCAACCCCAGCACCGAAAGCCAGGAGGCAUCGGGACCAUCCCAGGGCUCCCAGGCACCGCAGACCAGCAGUUCCACGCUGGUUUGUCAGCUCCGUCCUCAUCUCCCGGCCAUGGGGUUGGACACGGCACGAGCGCACAACGCUCUUCGGGGUGACUGCUGCCUGAGCUCCCAGGCGCUGCCGAGCUACAGCGCUGGGCCGGAGCCAGCCGAGGAGCCUGGCUCUGAACCGCAGCGCUCGGUCCCCGGCACCGUUCCCCUCUCCACGGCGCUGGAAAGCCGUGAGAAAUCUCGGAGUGCCCAGUGA